GGAAAACAAAAAAGUGAGAGAGAGAUUUUAAGAGGGUUUGUGCUUCUACUUGUCGAGUUAGUUACAGAAUGAAUCACAUCAUCCGAUCAAGAUCCGUCGCUAACAACGCCCUAAGGUCCCUCCGUCAAUCUCCACCACUACUCUCCGUCCGCCACUUCAGCUCUCACGAUCAUGCUUCAAUCAGCCACCGAAUCAAUCCACCGGUGAACUGGGGCAUCCGAAUCGUGCCGGAGAAGAAGGCGUGCGUGAUCGAGCGGUUCGGCAAAUACGUAAAGACUCUCGCGUCGGGGAUUCACUUCCUCGUUCCCGGUGUGGAUCGCAUCGCUUACGUUCAUUCCCUCAAGGAGGAAGCGAUUCCCAUUGGCAAUCAGACUGCGAUCACGAAGGAUAACGUCAGCAUCCACAUCGAUGGUGUUCUUUACGUCAAGAUUGUGAAUCCACAUUUGGCGUCUUAUGGAGUUGAGAAUCCGAUAUACGCUGUUGUACAGUUGGCUCAGACUACAAUGCGUAGUGAAUUAGGGAAGAUGACUCUUGACAAGACUUUUGAGGAACGAGAUACUCUCAACGAUAAGAUUGUGGAAGCUAUCAAUCUGGCUGCAAAACAAUGGGGUCUUGAGUGCCUUCGUUAUGAGAUAAGGGACAUCAUGCCUCCUGAGGGAGUGAGGGUUGCUAUGGAAAUGCAAGCUGAAGCUGAACGUAAAAAGAGAGCUCAGAUUCUUGAGUCUGAAGGAACACGCCAGGCCCAUAUCAACAUCGCUGAUGGUAAGAAGAGCUCUGUAAUCUUGGAAUCAGAAGCUGCAAAGAUGGACCAAGUCAAUCGAGCAUCAGGUGAAGCAGAUGCAAUAUUAGCUAGAGCACAAGCAACAUCCAGGGGGCUGGCCAUGUUAUCUCAAUCACUCAAGGAAACUGGUGGAGUGGAGGCUGCGGGUUUGAGAGUUGCGGAGCAAUAUAUUCAUGCUUUCGGAAACAUUGCUAAGAAGGGUACAACUAUGUUGCUUCCGAGUUCUGCUGAAAAUCCUGCUAACAUGAUCGCUCAAGCUUUGACAAUGUACAAAAGUCUCGUCCCCAAUGGUGCCCUCCAAGAUACUUCAGCAAUAGACCCUCUCCAAAAGAGGAAUGGAAGACAUGUGAUAGAAGAAAACUAGGAACGAUAAUAAUUCUUUUUACCUGGGAACAGCUUUUUAGUAUGAUAUGAAGAGAAACUCUAAUUUCCCCUUAGGAGAUUUUGCAACAGAUUGGUUUUUAUAACAUUGGGUUUAUUCUUUUUAUACAUGAUUAUUUCAACUGCA
Molecule: messenger RNA, 1289 nt
Organism: Eruca vesicaria subsp. sativa (arugula)
Lineage: Eukaryota; Viridiplantae; Streptophyta; Magnoliopsida; Brassicales; Brassicaceae
Source: the annotation of a GenBank genome assembly